Messenger RNA from Canariomyces notabilis, 1717 nucleotides. Its product is annotated as serine threonine protein kinase, CMGC group. Gene Ontology annotation, biological process: protein phosphorylation. The coding region runs from base 245 to 1483 and encodes 412 amino acids. Gene Ontology annotation, molecular function: protein kinase activity; ATP binding. The transcript has 5 exons. NCBI's taxonomy places the organism in Eukaryota, Fungi, Ascomycota, Sordariomycetes, Sordariales, Chaetomiaceae. The record is from RefSeq and is a predicted model, not a curated record.
UAUGAAUGCUAUGAUGAGGCAGAUGAGUGGUAUGAUGGGAGGGCAGGGACUCGGAGGCGGGCGUGGAGGGCGGAGAUGAUUCCAAGUUGGAUUUCUGGGGGUUUGCUGCGCGGUCGUUGUUGGUAACUUUUAUCCUAUGCAUUUGCAUUGUCCGGCGUUAAGGUACAUGUAAUCGCGCACGCGCCAACUCGCUGAUGGUUUUGGCAUCGUUUCCCUCUUGCUUGGAAGUUGGAACCGUUUUGACAUGGCAUCAUUGCUCCGACAAUUCCCCUGGCCCGGCCGGGCAUGGAAACCGCUUACCUUCUCUUACCCCAAUUUCACGCGCAUCCCUUUAGGUGAAAAACUGGAGGAGGAGCGUCUUCCUGGUUACGUCGUGUCGCGUUACUACCCUGUCCGCCUCGGCCAAGUCUUCAAGAACCGCUAUCAGAUUGUGGGCAAACUGGGCUUUGGAACGAGCUCAACCGUUUGGUUGGCCCGCGAUCUAGACGGUCGUCGCCAUGUGACGCUGAAGCUCUUUAUACACUCCGAGUCCCUAGGUAGCCAGGUAGACCACGAGCUUGCGAUAUACAAGCGCAUCUCAGCAUCAUCUAAGGAUACAAAACACCCCGGCCGUGGCGCUGUCAGGGAACUCCUCGACUCUUUUGAUGUGGCUGGGCCAGACGGAUGUCACCGGUGUCUAGUACACCCCCCACUGUGGGAGAGUGUCUUGACUUUCCUCCACCGUAACCCAGUGAGGAGGUUGCCGGCGCCUGUACUGGCCUUUGUCCUCCGCCGGCUGUUCCUUGCGUUGGAUUUUUUGCAUACGGAAUGCAACGUCAUUCAUACAGAUAUCAAAGCGGAUAACAUCAUGUUUGGCAUUGAGGAUGACUCUGUCUUUAGCGCGUUUGAAGAGCAAGAGUUGCGCGAUCCGUCGCCGCGAAAAGUUGUGGACGGCGAGAGAACCAUCUACAUGUCACGCGAGCUCAGGAUGCCAAAGAACUGGGGUGCGCCGGUGCUGUGUGAUUUUGGGUCGGCUGUGGUGAGGGACAGGGAGCAUUCGGAGGACGUGCAGCCUGAUAUAUACAGAGCGCCGGAGGUUAUACUUGAAGCGCCCUGGUCGUACGAGGUGGAUAUCUGGAAUAUCGGUUGCAUGAUCUGGGACCUCUUUGAAGGCGGUCACCUCUUUACAGGACACGAUCCAGAGCAUCAAACCUAUCGCAGCCGAGCGCAUCUUGCGGAGAUCAUUGCCUUGCUUGGACCGCCUCCGCAGGGCCUUCUCAACCUGGGGAAAUCAAGCCACAAGUUCUUCACGUAUACAGGCGAUCUCCGCUCGGAUAUUCCCGUCCCGGAUCGCGUGUCGCUCGAGGAGAGAGAAACCAGCCUGGAGGGAGAGGGCAAAGAGAAAUUCUUCGCCUUGAUGCGGAAGAUGCUCCAGUGGGAACCGUCAAAGCGUGCUUCGGCGAAGGAGCUGGCUGAUGAUGAAUGGAUUAUGGGAUAUAUGUAGAACUGAUGUUGAAUACCCGGGCGGCCAGUGCCCCUGGGAAGAUUCUGGGAUGGCCAGUCGCCAUCCAUGUGUCUCUGACUACUAGUACCGUUGUAUAAGGUACCUAAGGUACUCAAGAAGUUGUGCACUGUACCUGUAUGAGAAAAUCUGGGUCAUAUUAAGGGGUAUCAGCCGUUCUUACAGAAAACUCUUAACGUAUGCUUCGAAUCCGGACAAACAAAGACUAUAUACUGA